AUGUCAGCAAAUGAUAUUCUUGAUGUGUUAAACAUUCAACGAGAUGAGUCGAAUCAGCCACCCAAGAAAAAGCAGAAAUCAUCUUCGACGCCUACAUUACCAGAUGGUAAACAAUUAACUGGGAUGGCCAGAGAAUUAUAUAAUUUAGUAGGUCCAAAUACACCACCUAUAAACUUAAAUUCAAAUUCAUAUACUGCUAAUAAAGAAAAAAUGAAAAAGUUCAAACCAUCUCCAUGGACUAGAAUGCCAUUCACUCCUAAACAAGGUAUAGAAUUAAAUCAUUGGGUUAAGGGUUCCAAAGAGUUGAUUGAACAACAAGAGUUCGAAGAAGAUGGUACACCCAAACCAUAUUUUUUCGAAAAAUAUAACGUUCAGUUGGAAAUCCCUGAAUUUGUCGACGAAGACACUUAUGAUCUUUAUAUGAUCGAGAUUAAAGAAUAUGAGAGUAAGAUGAAAGAGGAAAGAGCAAGAAGAGAGAAAGAACGCAAAGAAAGGGAGAAGAGAGAUUUAGAAGAGAAGAAGAAAAAGCAGCAACAGCAACAACAGAAAUCACAACAAAAUCCACAGAACCAGAUCAAGGACGAUGAAAAAAAUCAGGAUACAAGAAACAACACAGAUAAAAAGGACAGUGAACAAAAAUCUGAGGACAAACCAACCGUAGAGGCAAAAAAGGAAACUGACGAAAAGAAAGAUGAUGUGGUAUUGAAAGAUAAUACAAAUGAGACGAAACCAGUCACCGAGACUACAAAAUCAGAAACGGAAACUACUGAACAGAACAACUCUGAAAAGACCAAUGAAAAUGAAACUAACAAAACCAACGAUAAAGAUGGAGAAGGGAACCUUACUAAGAGUAAAGACUCUGCUACGGAAGAUCAAUCAAACAAUAAAAAAGAAAAUGACGAAGACACAGAGCUGGAGUGGACAUAUAAAGAAACCAAACAUUUAUUUGAAUUAUGUCAGGCAUUUGAGUUGAAAUGGCCAAUAAUUCAUGAUAGGUUUCCAAAUCCAAAUCGAACAGCAGAAGACUUGAAAGAACAAUUCUACAGAAUAUGUAUCAAAAUUCUCGAGAAUCAAAAAAAUAAAAACCAAGCAUUAAUAGAUUCAUUAAAGGCUUAUUGCAAACCUCGAGAAUUGGAAAGAAAACAAUAUCUUGAAAACUUGCUUAAGAGAACGCCAGCAGAAAUUGCUGAGGAGGAAUCAUUAGUUAUUGAAGCAAGAAGGUUCGAAAUAGCAGCAAAGAAGAUGUUAAUGGAGAGAUCAAACUUGUUAACAUUGCUCGAUUCUCCACAAACUACUCAAAAUGUAUCACAAUAUCAAUCUUCUCAAGGUAUAACCAACUUGUAUAACAAUUUGUUAAUUUAUGACAAACAUCAAAAGAAGAAGCAAAUGGCAAAUAAGUCGAACCCUCAACAAGAACCAGUCCCACCACCAAUACCAUUAGCUGCAUCAUCAUCUGUGAAACGUGACCGCGGUUUCCAAACUCAACUUCAGCAAUACUUGUCUAGUUUUUUGAAACAAAAUCAUCAUACAAACCCUGCAGUCAAACAGGAAAUCAAUUCUAUACAACAGUUAUUAAUGAAAAGGUUGACUCAAAAGGAAGAAGAAGCAUAUGGUUUGUAUUUCCAUGGAACAGAAAAGUUAAAUCCAGGUGUAAUGCUUAGGUCUCAACAAAAACUACCUGGUUUAAAUCAAAGACAAUCAAUAUUAAAGUCAGUCAAUAUUUUGUUACAAGAAAUGGAUAUCCCUACUGGAGGUGGUACUUCUUGGAAACCAAUAAUGCCCACCAGGAAAACCAUGGCAAAAUACGACGAAUUAAUUCGGUCAGUCGUAACUUUACUUGAUGUGAAAAAGGCCAAAGACAAAUUGGAAUCGGAAAUCAAAUUGAUAAAGAGUCAAAGAGGGCUAUAA
Candida albicans SC5314 is the source of this 1908-nucleotide messenger RNA. RefSeq names its product Swc4p (gene SWC4). Gene Ontology annotation, cellular component: Swr1 complex; nucleus; NuA4 histone acetyltransferase complex. The record is from RefSeq and is a predicted model, not a curated record. Lineage: Eukaryota; Fungi; Ascomycota; Pichiomycetes; Serinales; Debaryomycetaceae. The transcript has a single exon. Gene Ontology annotation, molecular function: transcription corepressor activity. Bases 1 to 1908 code for a protein of 635 amino acids. Gene Ontology annotation, biological process: negative regulation of transcription by RNA polymerase II; DNA repair; chromatin remodeling.